Molecule: messenger RNA, 1286 nt
Organism: Arabidopsis thaliana (thale cress)
Lineage: Eukaryota; Viridiplantae; Streptophyta; Magnoliopsida; Brassicales; Brassicaceae
Gene: LSH5
Product: LIGHT-DEPENDENT SHORT HYPOCOTYLS-like protein (DUF640)
Exons: 1
Coding region: 265-813 (182 amino acids)
Cellular component (GO): nucleus
Source: RefSeq, marked reviewed
AUAUUAUGAUGGGACGUAAAAAGAAGUGAGAAACUGAAGUAAAAAAAAAAAAGAAGUGAGAAACUACAAUAUGAAUAAUCAAAUCCAACUUGUUGCUUCUGACUUGUGAGUUGUGACUGAACAUAAACUCUUCUUCUCUUUCUCUGCCUCUCUCUUUCUUCUCUCUCUCUCAGGCACACGAUCCACACACACACACAAAGACUCAAAACAAAGUCAAGAACCCUAAUAUCUUAAGAACGUCCUGACAUAACCAUAGGAUCAAAGAUGGAGGGAGAAACCGCAGCCAAAGCAGCGGCAAGUUCCUCCUCAUCCCCGAGCCGGUACGAGUCUCAAAAGAGGCGAGACUGGAACACUUUCCUUCAGUAUCUAAGGAACCACAAGCCACCUCUGAAUCUGUCUCGUUGUAGUGGCGCACACGUCCUUGAGUUCCUUAAGUACCUCGACCAGUUUGGUAAGACCAAAGUCCAUGCCACGGCUUGUCCCUUCUUCGGACAACCUAACCCACCGUCUCAGUGCACUUGCCCUCUCAAGCAAGCUUGGGGAAGUCUCGAUGCUCUCAUCGGCCGUCUAAGGGCUGCUUUCGAGGAAAUCGGCGGUGGUCUUCCUGAGUCAAACCCUUUCGCUGCCAAGGCUGUUAGGAUCUAUCUUAAAGAAGUCCGUCAAACACAGGCUAAGGCUCGAGGGAUUCCUUACGACAAGAAGAAAAGAAAACGUCCGCAUACAGACACGGCAACUCCAAUCGCCGGUGACGGAGACGAUGCCGAAGGAAGUGGUGGUGCUGCUUUGGUCGUUACGGCUGCAACUACGGUAUAGUGGAGACGAUCCAGCUACUAGCUAGAUGCUAAAAUCUUAAAAGAAUUACGGUAUAGUAAUUCUUGAGUUCUUUACUUUUUUUAUAAAUUAUAUAUUUCGUUUAGUUAAUUAUUUGAGAUGUAAAUUGCAAUUUAUAUAGAUGGAAAAGACGAUCACCGAUUAUUAGUAAAAUGAGAUCUUAUUUAUAUUUCAUUUAUUAUCUUUCACCGUGAUUGAUAGAUAGAUCAGUACGAAAGUGUGUAAUGGUGAUGUGUGGACGUGCGAAGUCUCGGGUCUAACGUGAGUCGUGAUUUCUCUGAAAAGUCAUAAAUCUUCAGGUGCUUUCUUUUAAAAGCUUUAGGAAUGAUGAUCAUCAUCUUCUUACUUUCACUUUAUUUUCAUGUUCUUCUUUACAAAUCCAACCUCUAAAAAAAAGAUUUAGUUCUUGUUUUGAUUUAGGAUACUAUUUACAUUUGGUACACCUAGAAAUGUGG